CAAGUUGGUUUCGAGUUCGUAUGAAGUUCGUCAUCCGCGCACACAGGUAGUAGAGGAGUAGAGGCGGCAGAGAAACCAAAGGUCCGUGAACCUGCGCACUCGAGCUAGAGAUCAUUACUGCCUGCACUAAUCAUGGUCACCGAUCAGGACAUUGAACGCUUUUUUUGUAAAGCCUUGGAACUUGUUAAAGAAUCUGGAGCGCUUGUGCAAAGGGCAUUCGGCGAAGGGAAACAGGUCGAAACGAAGUCAGAAUUUACUGAUCUAGUUACUCAAUAUGAUCGGCAGGUUGAACAGCUGCUCAUUGGGAAACUUCGAGAGGAAUACCCAAAUCACAAGUUCAUCGGAGAAGAAUCAGUCGCUGCGGGUAUCAAAAGCGAGCUUACGAAUGACCCUACAUGGAUUAUUGACCCCAUUGACGGGACCAUGAAUUUUGUGCACGGGUUUCCAGUCGUUGCUGUUUCUGUCGCACUCGCUGUUCAGAAAGAGAUUGUAGUGGGCAUUGUGUACAAUCCAGCUUUGGAUAAGAUGUACACUGCAGUCAAAGGGCAUGGCUCCUUCUGCAAUGGCACCAGGCUCAACGUCUCUGGACAAAAUGAAAUUUCUAAGGCCCUGAUUAUAAGCGAAGUAGGAAGCAGUCGGGACCCAGGUCACAUGCAGUUUGUUUUUCGCAACAUGCAUAACCUUAUGCAGAAAGCACAGGGAUUGCGUUGUCUAGGCUCCACAGCAGUAAACAUGUGCUUUGUGGCAAGUGGUGAGGCGGAUGCCUUUUAUGAAUUUGGAAUGCAUGUCUGGGACAUGGCUGCAGCAGCACUAAUUGUUACUGAGGCCGGAGGCGUAGUCAUGGACACUCAAGGUGUGGGACCCUUGAAUCUGAUGCACCGAAGAGUCCUUUGUGCAAGCUCUCAUGCACUGGCAAAUACAAUCAGCCAAAUUUUGGAACAUGUUCAGCUCGAGAGUGACUAGGUUUAGUUUUGCAGUAUUUUUAUAUGUAAUGUGUUAUAAUUACUCAAGAAAAUGGUUAGCAUUUCUACAGUGCUUGCAUAGCAGCUCACUAUAGGCACAUUCAUUAUUUAGUAAGCUGCAAUAAAUUUGUAAAAAUGUGGAAUGCUUUAAAUUUUAUUGUGGAUGUGUAGAUGUUAUUGCAAGAACUCAUUAUUGCAAUGUUAAGACAUAUAUUCAGUGUAAUAAACACUGUACGUAUGGCCUGUGAUGAGCAGGCACCAUUUUAGUUCCUUUACGGCGUUGUGAUCUAUGAAGUCAUUGAAAGUCCCAGGUUAUCAAAAUCGAUCUAAAGUCUUCUACCAUGAUGCAGCGUAAAAAUGGUAAAGCGUCACGAUAUAGACACCUCUUACAUUAUUUGAUAACAUUCUGUGGGACCAAGCAGACAUUGGUCAUUACACUUUUUAGCAAUGGAUUUUUUUUUUUCAAAUAACCAGUAAUUUCUGCUGUGUUCAUAUUUAUGAAAACUGGCACUGCCUUUCGUUUUGCUUUAUCUGUGUCCUGCUGUCGCUCUACAACACUGUUCUUCUUCAAGUUUUGUUGAAUAAUAAAACCUCUGCAUUACAGUAAAGCUCAUCUUAUAUCAGAACACACCCUGAUUUCUCUUCCUUACCCGUCGUGGUAACUCUGCAGCUAUGGCGUCGCACUGUUAAUCACAAGGGCAUGGAUACGAUUCCCAGCCACAGCAGCUACAUUUCGAUGGGGAUCAAAUGCAAAAAAUGCCCAUGUGCUUGGAUUUGGGUGCACAUUAAAGAACCCCAGGUGGCCUGAAAUAAUUCAAAGUUCACCACUACUGCAUGCCACAUAAUAUAUAAUGGUUUUGGCAUGUAGAAACGCAGAAUUAAAUUUUUUUUUCCGUGCCUUAUUUUUUACUUGUAAUUUUGCUAGUCAUUUAUGUAGUGUGAAUUUCUUAAUGUGAAAUACGGGACAGUUUUCAAAUCAGUGAGCAUGACUUGAACAUCAGAAGACUUGUAAAUUAUUUUUGGCCUGAAAUUGUUUAUUAUCCCAUUUAAUUCGCUUUUGUAUUACAUUUAUGGACCAUUUGCUGUUUAGUGUUAUGCAAUAAAAGCUUUAUCUUAA
This is a messenger RNA of Rhipicephalus sanguineus (brown dog tick), 2079 nucleotides long. RefSeq names its product inositol monophosphatase 2. Gene Ontology annotation, biological process: signal transduction; inositol metabolic process; phosphatidylinositol phosphate biosynthetic process. Gene Ontology annotation, molecular function: inositol monophosphate 1-phosphatase activity. NCBI's taxonomy places the organism in Eukaryota, Metazoa, Arthropoda, Arachnida, Ixodida, Ixodidae. The record is from RefSeq and is a predicted model, not a curated record. The transcript is spliced from 8 exons. The coding region runs from base 133 to 963 and encodes 276 amino acids.